GGGUCGAGCAGUGAACCAUUGAGGAAAGAAGAGAACCAGCGUUCUGGAGGGGGACGAGACUCGAGACUCGAGCGAGCGAGCGAGCGAGAGAGAGUGAAAGAGAAGAUGGUGAGGAAGGGAGGAGUAGUGUUCGAUGAAGGGCCUCCAGAUGACUUCGACCCUGCAAACCCAUACAAGGAUCCGGUGGCGAUGCUGGAGAUGAGGGAGCACCUGGUGAGAGAGAAGUGGAUCGACAUCGAGACGGCCAAGAUAUUGAGAGAGAAGCUCAAGUGGUGUUACCGAAUCGAGGGCAUCAACCAUCUCCAGAAGUGUAGGCACCUCGUCCACCAAUACCUCGAGGCUACCCGUGGCAUUGGAUGGGGCAAAGACGGUCGUCCCCCCGAAUUCCAUGGUCCCAAGGUUGAUCCGGAGUGACUUCAUUUAGCUUCAAGGUAACGGAAAUUAGCAAGCAGGGUGGUCCAAAAGUCAAGCAAGGAGUUCUAUCUCCAGCAAAUCUUCUGUUGCCUAAUUGAUUACAAUGCCAACUUGUUCUUUUUCUUGAAUUAGACGGAAAAACAUCCCAUGAUUUUUUUUCCAGUCGAGUUAUGUGCAAAGUUUGCCAUUUUUCCUUAUCUUCUCAUGAGAUUAUGCACUUACUGGCGUCAGAACCCUUGUGGAUUAAGAUGAAGGAUAGAUGGACCUUGAAUUAUGAAAUAAGUUUGUUCUCACAAUUCUUGCACAAGUUUAAAGUUUUACAA
Molecule: messenger RNA, 737 nt
Organism: Nelumbo nucifera (sacred lotus)
Lineage: Eukaryota; Viridiplantae; Streptophyta; Magnoliopsida; Proteales; Nelumbonaceae
Product: NADH dehydrogenase [ubiquinone] 1 beta subcomplex subunit 10-A-like
Cellular component (GO): respiratory chain complex I
Source: RefSeq, a predicted model, not a curated record